AUGAAAUUGUUAGAAGAAGUUGAAUCACAAAGAAAACAGUAUUUAAAAGAAUUGGAACGAUAUCGUGAAUGUGAUCCUGUGCUAAUGGAAGCUAAAAAAAAACAUGCCAAACUUGCAUUUGAAGCAGCCAACAGAUGGACUGAAUUUGAUCGUCAAUUUAGUAUUCCUGAAGAUUUCGACACUUUAUAA
Molecule: messenger RNA, 189 nt
Organism: Entrophospora sp. SA101
Lineage: Eukaryota; Fungi; Glomeromycota; Glomeromycetes; Entrophosporales; Entrophosporaceae
Source: the annotation of a GenBank genome assembly